This is a messenger RNA of Penicillium malachiteum, 711 nucleotides long. RefSeq names its product OPI10 family protein. The coding region runs from base 1 to 711 and encodes 236 amino acids. The record is from RefSeq and is a predicted model, not a curated record. The transcript has a single exon. Gene Ontology annotation, cellular component: nucleus; cytosol. Gene Ontology annotation, biological process: protein import into nucleus. NCBI's taxonomy places the organism in Eukaryota, Fungi, Ascomycota, Eurotiomycetes, Eurotiales, Aspergillaceae. Gene Ontology annotation, molecular function: nuclear import signal receptor activity.
AUGCUCUCCGUCGUGAUUCCCGGCCGUCCAUGCCUCACGGAUGCUGUCGCAGUAGACCCUCAGCCGAACGGCCAAUGCACCAAGUUCGCUUUUUCAAUCCCUUUCACGCCGUCAUUCAACGAAUUGGUUGUCUUUCUGCUGCCUGGAACAAUUCUGCCACCAAACACCGGCGCCGCAAUCUAUGCGCAACUUCCCGAUCCAACAACCGGAGCUCCAACAAACUUCCGUUUUAUCGGCGCGUUAGCCAAUGAGCAGCCAUCCGGUUUAUUCAGUAUCUACCCACCUGGACAAGCUCCAAACAAUUCAAACACAGGAACUGGUAUGCGCUCCGAAAGUGAAGAAAACGAAAUGCUAGAUGAUACCAUGAAUGCAAACCCUAACCGCGGUACAGUUCUUACACUUGGAAUCUCAAUUGAAGAAGUUCAGAACAUCACGCCACAACUUGCGGAACUGGAGAACGAGAAGGCUGGAGGAUCAAAUGCUUUAGCUCUGGUUCCUGCUGCACAGAAGCAGAUUUCCACCAAGGUACUCGCGCAGCGCAUUAUCGGAAGUGCGUUCAAUUUCCUCGCAAGCUUUGCGGAGUCCGAUCCGAAGAAUAAGGGUCAUGAGGUGAUUCCAUUGAAGAGUUUCCGGGAUUGGUGGACGAAGUUUGAGAGACGAAUUGAUAUGGAUCCGACCUUUUUGGAGAGAGAGGAUCCUAAUGCUUCUUAA